Felis catus (domestic cat) is the source of this 2708-nucleotide messenger RNA. It is a transcript of the gene AAGAB, whose product is annotated as alpha and gamma adaptin binding protein. The record is from RefSeq and is a predicted model, not a curated record. The transcript is spliced from 10 exons. Lineage: Eukaryota; Metazoa; Chordata; Mammalia; Carnivora; Felidae. Bases 83 to 1030 code for a protein of 315 amino acids.
GUGUCUCCCCCGCGCACCGGUAGCCGUGGUGCAGCCCAAGGCGGAAGCGGCUCCGGGACGGAACUGACUUGCUAGAGCAGCUAUGGCUGCGGGUGUCCCCUGUGCGCUUGUCACUAGCUGCUCUUCCACCUUCACCGGAGACCGGCUGGUCCAACAUAUCCUUGGAGCAGAAGAUCUUCUCGUGGAAGUGACUGCCGAUGAUGCCGUGAGGUUUUACCCCUGGACCAUUGAUAACAAAUACUAUUCGGCAGACAUCAAUCUGUGCGUGGUGCCAAACAAAUGUCUCGUCACUGCCGAGGUGGCGGAGUCCGUCCAAGCGUUGGUGGUUUACUUUGACAGCACGCAAAAAUCUGGUCUUGAUAGUGUUUCCUCCUGGCUUCCACUGGCAGAAGCAUGGCUACCUGAGGUCAUGAUCUUGGUCUGUGACAGAGUGUGUGAAAAUGGUGUAAACCGACAAAAAGCUCAAGAAUGGUGUAUCAAACAUGGCUUUGAAUUGGUAGAGCUUAGUCCGGAAGAGCUGCCGGAGGAGGAUGAUGACUUCCCAGAAUCUACAGGAGUAAAGCGAAUCAUUCAAGCCUUGAAUGCAAACGUCUGGUCCAAUGUAGUGAUGAAGAAUGAUAGGAACCAAGGCUUUAGCCUUCUCAGCUCAUUGGCUGGAGCAAACCAUAGCAUUGGGUCAGCAGAGAUGCGUCACUCAGAGCAGCCCCGUUUGCCAGCAGCAGCUAGGACUGAAUCUCUCUUGGAUCAUCGGGGUGGUGCAUCUAACACAACAGAUGCCCAGGCAGAUAGCAUCGUGGAUCCCAUGUUAGAUCUGGAUAUUCAAGAAUUAGCCAGUCUUACUACUGGUGGAGGAGAUUUGGAGAAUUUUGAAAGACUGUUUUCCAAGUUAAAGGAAAUGAAAGACAAGGCUGCGACGCUUCCUCACGAGCAAAGAAAGUUGCAUGCAGAAAAGGUGGCCAAGGCCUUCUGGAUGGCAAUUGGGGGAGACAGAGAUGAAAUUGAAGGCCUUUCAUCGGAUGAAGAACACUAAAUUAUUUGUGCUAGGGUUUGACUGCCUGAGAUCCUUCCCUGCUCCACCCAGUUCUCUUCUGCCGAACUUCCCAUCAUCGUGAUGGCCACCUGACUUAGUUCUAGGGUCCCCUUAAUUUUAGUUCUUACUAGGGGAUAGUAGGGGUUUCCUCUCUCAGUAUAUCUUAAGGGAGUGAGGAGUAUCAUGACAGCAAGGAGGGAGUUUUUUUCAAAUACACUUUUUCUAGGAACGGGAGCGAAACGAGGCUCAGGGGCCUGUGUGAUUUGCCCCGGUUGAAGAAGGAGGCCACCACGCCAUUCCCAGUCCACCUUUUAUGUGGUGUCCUCUGUGGCCACACUCGAUUACUACAGGUCAGGAGCUGGUGCCACUUUUCCUCAAGCUUCUGGAUUUUCUGCUUUCGGGGAGCUUCCUGCUGCAAGCUUUGUUGCUUUGGAUGAGAGGCGAGGAAGCUGCCACAGACUUGAUUUGUGCCAUAGUGUAGGUGGAGCCAGAGUCUGUGGCCCUCAGGUUAGUCUCUAGCUGAAAAAUGCUUCUGGGCACUUCAUUGGAAAUACAGUGUCUCAGCUCAUGCUAGAAACAAUGGAAAAAACCAGGGUGAAUUCUUAGAUUAUACCAGAUGAGGCAAAACAAACUCAUCUACCAAGUUGUUGUGGGGGGGAGGCGGGCGGGGUGGGGGGUGGUGAGACUGAGAAAGAAAGUUAAGGAAUUCCCUAUCUGGGCCAUUGAAACAGUAUGUGAAUGCAUACGGAGGCCUUCACAUUAGUGUAACCAUGAAGAAACUCUUCUUCCUUAGAGCGCUUGAGAUGUCAGAGCUGUGCCGUCACACUUUAUACCCUCAAAACGAGGUGGUUCCCCCUCUUCUUCUCUGCGAGCCAAACAGGUCGCUGCCCAAAGGGUAACAGUGAGGAUGGGCAAGACGGGAAGGGAUGUGAAAGGUCAGGCCACGAAUACCCGAGUACCUUGUGUUACUUCCUGGGCUGAGGGGGUCAACCCUAGGGGAGGUGCUCACCAAAGGGAACCUCUCCAAGGAAGAGUGGGAAGUACAGCAAAUAUUCCUAUUUCUGUUUUUGUAGACACUUUGUAAAUGCAUGCCACUAACCUUCACCGUGGCGGUGACUGCCACGGUUCUAGACUGGCACAUGGCUGGCUGCUGCCGACACAGAGGCCGAGAGCUGCUUCUGGCCUAGUGUGGACUGUGAACUCCUUAGGUCACCAGCAGAAACAAGUUUCAGACCCCUCUGCGCACCGCCUUGUAAGCACUGCAGGAGGAAUGGCGGAAGGAGUGAAAUGCUCCAGGUUCUGGGCCAGGGCAGCCACAGAGGGGAAGGUUUCAGUGACAGGAGCGGUCAAGGAAGAGCCAUCACGGGCAACACUGGCAGUUUUCUUGCUUGGUGACUUUUUUUUUUUUUUUUUAACUAUUCUGAAGGUCUCUGAGACUCUAAUUGAUCACGAUUCCAUCAAUGUUUCUUUGAUGUGACUGCAUUAGCUACUAAGAAUGUAAGGGAAGUUGGCUCUGGGGUUGCAAAAUGAAAGGCAGAAUGGUUUUCUUAAAACAUGAAGGGUUCCAGAAAAUACAUCAGGUCAUGUGGUUAGGGAAGACAGACUAGAAAAAGCCGUGAAUGUGAUUUUGUGGAUUAAACAAAGCCAGGUGAUUAAAAUAUCAUUUAUUUAUAAAGUC